Messenger RNA from Pipistrellus kuhlii (Kuhl's pipistrelle), 2652 nucleotides. It is a transcript of the gene TMX1, whose product is annotated as thioredoxin related transmembrane protein 1. NCBI's taxonomy places the organism in Eukaryota, Metazoa, Chordata, Mammalia, Chiroptera, Vespertilionidae. The record is from RefSeq and is a predicted model, not a curated record. Bases 133 to 969 code for a protein of 278 amino acids. The transcript is spliced from 8 exons.
GUCCACCAGGCGCGCACGCGUCCCGCCGCGCGGCCUUGCGCAUGAGCAGAUCGGCCCGCCGGGGCGGAAGUGAGGAGCUAGUGCGCGGAGGUGGGGCCGCGGCGCUUGCUGUCGGGUGGGCGAGCGGCCGACAUGGCGGCCCCCGCGAGUCCCCUGGUUCCCGUGGCAGUCCUGAUGCUGUUGCUUUGUGGGGCUCCCCGGACCCACGGGCGGCGGAGCGACGUGCGCGUCAUCACGGACGAGAACUGGAGAGACUUGCUGGAAGGAGAGUGGAUGAUAGAAUUUUUUGCUCCAUGGUGCCCUGCUUGUCAAAAUCUUCAACCUGAAUGGGAAAGUUUUGCUGAAUGGGGAGAAGAUCUUGAGAUUAAUGUUGCAAAAGUAGAUGUUACAGAGCAGCCAGGCCUAAGUGGAAGAUUUAUCAUAACUGCUCUACCUACUGUUUAUCAUUGUAAGGAUGGUGAAUUUAGGCGCUAUCAGGGCCCAAGGACUAAAAAAGAUUUCAUAAACUUUAUAAGUGAAAAGGAAUGGAAGAGUAUUGAACCUGUUUCAUCAUGGUUUGGUCCAGGCUCUAUUCUGAUGAGUAGUAUGUCAGCACUCUUUCAGCUAUCUAUGUGGAUCAGGACUUGCCAUAACUAUUUUAUUGAGGACCUUGGAUUACCGGUAUGGGGAUCAUAUACAGUUUUUGCUUUAGCAACUCUGCUUUCAGGACUAUUAUUAGGACUUUGUAUGAUAUUUUUGGCAGAUUGCCUUUGUCCUUCAAGAAGACACAGACCACAGCCAUACCCUUCCAAAAAAUUAUUACCAGAAUCUUCUCAACCUUUGAGAAAAGUGGAGGAGGAACACGAGGCUGAUGACGCAGAUGUUUCAGAAGAAGAAGCUGAAAGGAAAGAAGGAACAAACAAAGACUUUCCACAGAGUGCCAUCAGACAACGCUCUGUGGGUCCUUCAUUGGCCACAGAUAAAUCCUAGUUAAUUUUUAUGAAUAUCAAUAUGAUUUGGACAAAAACAGAUUAAUCAUUUCUUUUGGUUUGAAGUGAACUGUGACUUUGUACACUGAAGGACUCAGUCUAUAUUGUCAUUAGAUUGAAAGGUCUGCCUUCAGAAAAUAAAAGAGCACUAUGUAAAAAGUUUGAAAUAGGAUAUAACAAUAGUAUGGUGGUUUAAACAAUUUUUUAAUAUUUUGAAGAAUCUGGUGCCAAGCAAUAAGAUUUGUGUAUGUUUAAUAACAUUUUUCAUAAUAAAAUUUUUCUGAGUUGAAAACCUACACUUCCCAAGUAUUGCAUUAUUGAGGUAUUUAAGGAGAUUACAGAAAAAAAUUCUCAUUUUAUAAUUUUUUUUUUCAGUUUCACUUUGUGAAAAACACACCAUAUUUCCCAUAAAUGGGAACUUUGCCUACUGUCUCAAAAAAUAGCAUUUCUGACAAAUCUGGUCCUUUUAAAUACAGUUCAAAAUUUCUUUGUAUUUUUAGAUUGUAAAACUAAUAAAAACUACCUUAAUUAUAGUUUUUUACACAUAGAUAUGCUACUGAUUUAGGAAGUUUUCAUAAGUCCAUGGUGUUUUCUUGAUUUCUAUAAGACCGGCUGCUAUUUUUGUUCCUGUGGUCAGUGUGUGUUUCUUACCAUGGGUUACAUUUUCCAUUUUCCAAACAUGAUAGUACCCUGGAAAUAUUUUUCAUGUUUUAAUAAAUAGCAUUUUAUUUUGUCGUUGCAAACAAGUUUACUGAGGGCUGUUUAAAAUUGAACAGCCCUGCCACUGUGGCUCAGUGGCUGAGCAUUGACUUAUGAACCAGGAGGUCAUGAUUUGAUUCCCGGUCAGGACACAUUCCUGAGUUGCAAGUUUGGUCCCCAGUGAGGGCAUGCAGGAAGCAGCCAAUCAGUGAUUCUUUCUCAUUGAUGUCUUUCUCUCCCUCUCUGAAAUCAAUAAAAAUAUAUUUUUUAAAACUUGAGGAGCUACCUACUGAUAUAACAUUUUGGCCACUCAUUAGAUUUUUGAGUCAUUCUUAUUGAACUUGUACUUUUUUUUAAAUGUGAAUGUGAACAUUCCUGAUUUUAUUUGUUGUGAAAAAGCUAUUUUAUAUUUUAAAAAUUCACAGAAGCUUAAUCUGAUAUAAAGUUAGCAUUCUACUGAGGGAAAAUAAUUUUUUAUAGUGUUAGUUUUCAAUAUAUAUUUUCCUUACAUACAGAAAGUUCUUAAUUGGUUUUUUAAAGUCAUUGUAUCGAUGUUUUAAAAUGUUUUUAUGUGUUUGAGAAGACAUACUUUGUACUCUGUACUUUCUAUUGUGUUAUUUCAUAAGUGGGAAUCAGCAGGAUGGACAUUUAGUGUAUUUUUACUCUUUAAAGAGUUAGAACACAGCAAAAAUGAGGUCAGUGUGGGGUGGCAAUAGAGAACUGUAUUGGCUCUGAGAAGGGAAAAACCAUUAGUAUUCAGAAUGAAUCGCCUGUCUAUUAUGUAAUAGAUGAUUUCUGUAAUGUCCCCUCUCAUUUAGAUUCUUCCUCGGUGGGUUCAUUAGACUUAGUAUCAUAAUGUACAACAGUUACCUUUAAAUGCCUCCCCUUUAGAAUAUUAAGUAUUCUACCACUGAGUUUGGAUGUGUAGUAAUGUAAUGCUUUAGAAAAAUAUUCUAAGCACAAAAUAAACUUUUCUAAGCCUUCA